GCCAGCGCGCUCAUCCAUUUUCAAGGCGGAGAAGAGGAGGAAGAGCACAUCGAUUGGUUCUGAUGAUAGUAUGGAUUCGGCGCGCAGCAAACAAGGUACCACUCUCCUGUUCCUUGCAGCGCCAUUGGUGCUGUUAGCAUUUGUAGCAGUGCCGUCCCUGGCCUUCGAUGUGCCCACUGGCACUGGCUAUAUUUUCUUCAAUGAUCCGGCUCGAGCUACCCAAAACUCUGAGAACCAGGACGAUUAUGGCGCUACCACGAGAAUGACAGGUUUCUUUAGUGGCGUCUACAACCUUGGCUUUGUCAACUCUACUCCAGAUCGCUACACACUCGCAGUGCUCAUGAACGUCGACUCGGGUUUUCCAACCACGCAGAGGAUCAUCUGGGAGGCAAACCGGGAAGAUCCAGUCGGACUCAACGCCACGCUCUCUCUCGCCUCGGACGGUGAUCUCGUGCUGAGAGAUCGCGACGGGAGGCUGGUGUGGUCGACUGGAACAGCAAACAGGGGAGCUACCCGGGUGGAAGUUGUGCGAGAGACUGGGAACUUGGUGGUGUUUCGCAACAACACCAUCUUGUGGCAAAGCUUCGAUCGUCCCACAGAUACUUUGAUGGCUGGCCAAGUCCUUCGACCGGGAAUGAGGCUCCAGAGCCGGAGGAGCAGGACCGAUCCCUCUCCAGGAUUCUACUCUCUAGUUAUGGAACCCGGUGGUCUGGUUCUCUACUCCAACUUCUCGGGGACUCGUCAAGAGCCUUACUGGAUUCGAGGAUACCAUGGAGUUGACACUCUGACAGCUGCUCGACAGGCUUGUGACUCGCUCGCAGCGGCGGUUCUCAAUGGAGAUGGUUUGAAUCUAGUGCUCAACAUGAUGCUUAGCAACGACACGGCUCCGUCCGGAACGAGGUCUCAAGCUCUGUGUGGCUUGAAUGCAACGGGAGGUCUUCUGCUCACGAGAUCAUCGGCAAACACUCCACGUAACCAGUCGUUCAUCCGGCUUGAGUUUGACGGGGAUCUUCACGCGUAUACUCUGGAGAGUUUGCUCGUAUGGUCGGAUAGUUACAAUCUUCUCGCGAGGAAUGACUCGUGCUUGCUGCCUCAGCGGUGCCAGCCUUUUGGAAUUUGCUCGAGCAGCGCUUGUGUCGGGUGCUUGAACUCGGACGGAACCACGGCUGGCUGGACAGACACUUGCUCCGCUCCGGCAGUGGAGUCUUGCAGCGACAUCGAAUCUCUCGAGUUCGUUCCAGUUCCUGGAGUGGAACACUUCUCCAGCAAGUAUGUAAAUGGUUCGCAAGUCACCAUCGACGAGUGCCGCGGCAGGUGCUUGAGGAACUGCUCGUGCUCGGCAUUUUUCUUCUGGGAAGAAUCCAACUCGUGCUUCACGGUCGACAAUACGGGCACCCUCCAGCGAGUUUCCACUCAAUCUCACGUUGGUUAUAUCAAGGCGACGAGAAUAGCAGGGACAACAAGCUCCAAGCUCUCGGCUGGAGUCAUUGCCGGGAUCGUCGUCUCGGUUCUUGGAACCCUCUUGCUCGUCGUCCUGGUGUUUCUCUGGAUCAGGAGACGGCGGACGAGCAUUAAAGCAGCCGUGGACUACGACAGUGACAACUUCCUCGAGUCGAUCGAGAACUUGAGGCCGAUGCGUUUCUCCCUCUCGGCUCUCGGGCGGAUCACCGGCAACUUUAGCAAGCUCCUCGGCACUGGAGGCUUUGGUGGUGUGUACGAGGGAACUCUUCCAGACGGUAGAACGGUGGCAGUGAAGAAGCUCGAAGGCACGGGACAGGGAAAGAAGGAAUUCUACGCAGAGGUGGCAGUGCUGGGAAGUCUCCAUCACUGGAACCUGGUAAAGCUGCUCGGGUUUUGCUCGGAGGGAUCAAACAGGCUCCUCGUCUACGAGCACAUGACGAAUGGAUCGCUGGACAAGUGGAUUUACCAGGACUCCGAGAAGAACUUGAUGGUGCUAGGCUGGAAGCAACGCAUAGAGAUCGUGCUGGGGAUGGCGAGAGGCCUUGCGUACCUUCACGAAGAAUGCAUGCAAAGGAUCAUCCAUCUCGACAUCAAGCCGCAGAACAUACUCCUGGACAAGUCUUUCGUGGCUAAAGUCGCGGACUUUGGACUCUCCAGGCUCAUGUCUCGCGACCAAAGCUACGUGAUGACGACGAUGCGAGGGACUCCAGGAUACCUGGCUCCGGAGUGGCUGCUCGAGGCUUCCAUCACCGAGAAGAGCGACGUUUACAGCUUUGGAGUGGUGCUGCUGGAGGUGAUCAGCGGGCGGAAGUGCUUCUCGCGGGUCUCGGAGACGGAGAAGUUUUAUCUACCAAGCUUUUGCUUGGAGCUGGUCCAGCAAGGCAGGGACAUGGACGUGGUCGAUCCCAGGAUCUCUAGCCAGGCGGACGAGGGGGAAGUCGUGAGAGCUAUCAGGAUCGCUUUCCUGUGCCUGCAAGAGAAUGCGAGCGCGAGGCCGUCCAUGGGCAGCGUUGUCCAAAUGCUCGAAGGCUCCUCGACCGUGGACAGCAAAGUCCCCGUCGAAGGCCUGUUCUUCGCGUCCAAAGGGGAGCUUCGCCUCGACCUCAACAGUGGCUCCUCCUCCUCUACCGCUACUUCCAAGAAUUUCUUUUUGGACACCGACACUGUGUCUGCGAGAUGAGAUUUGUUGUCAAUUCUUUAAUGAAGUUUCAAACCUUUGUGAU
Selaginella moellendorffii is the source of this 2684-nucleotide messenger RNA. Its product is annotated as G-type lectin S-receptor-like serine/threonine-protein kinase SD2-5. Bases 71 to 2641 code for a protein of 856 amino acids. The record is from RefSeq and is a predicted model, not a curated record. NCBI's taxonomy places the organism in Eukaryota, Viridiplantae, Streptophyta, Lycopodiopsida, Selaginellales, Selaginellaceae. Gene Ontology annotation, biological process: protein phosphorylation. The transcript has a single exon. Gene Ontology annotation, molecular function: ATP binding; protein serine/threonine kinase activity.